Molecule: messenger RNA, 776 nt
Organism: Lactuca virosa
Lineage: Eukaryota; Viridiplantae; Streptophyta; Magnoliopsida; Asterales; Asteraceae
Source: the annotation of a GenBank genome assembly
UCUAAGAGUCAUCUUAUUCAAUACCAAAAUCUCUUCACACAUCGUAGGUUCAACUUCAAUGGAAUCCUUGUUGUCGAGUUACGAUACUCUCAAGGAUUUUCGUCAAAUCUCUCCCGAAGUUCAGACUGCUCUAAAACAGGGAUAUGCGAAAGUAUGUUGCUUCUUAAUAGCAGAUGCACUCGGGUUUUAUCUCCAUAUCCUAUUGGACAAUGGAUAUUUUCUCACCACCUUGGCAACAUUUGAAUGUAUGCUUUGGUUGAUCGCCACUCCUCCAUGGGAAGAGCACAAAAGGUUAAUGACAUAUUACCUAUUUUGCAUUCUCUACGGAGCCUCCUCUGUUUCUGUAGUCAAAUUAUUCAAAGAUUUUGACACACGCAUGUGGGUGAGCGAAUACAUAGGAGCUGCCAUCGCAUUUGCUUGUUUCUCAGGCGCUGCCAUGGUAGCAAGGCGUAGAGAGUUUCUUUAUCUUGGAGCUCUUCUUUCCUCUGGUGUUUCAAUCUUCUUCUGGUCACAUUUUGCUUCAAAAAUCUUUGGUGGUGUCACUGCUUAUUUCCAAUCUGAGCUUUACUUUGGGUUAAUGGUGGUUGUUGGUUGCAUGGUUGUUGCAACUCAGGUGCUCAUCCCAAAGACUUGGAUAUGUGAUGCAGUUGAACAAUUCUGAUGGAAGGGAACAUAGGAAGAAGAAGAGGAGGAGGGGGAUUAUGGACAAAAACCGCAUUCAACUACAAAUAAAGCUCGGUGUAAUUUAUACUUUCGUGUGGUACAUGUUUUUUUUU